AGGAUAAAGAGGGCAUGUCAUGAGGAAGGUGUGGCUGGCUGGCUGGUAUAAAAGAUGCAGCAUUUCCCUCCAAUGGCACAACUACUGCUCUCCAGCUCUCCCUUAUCACCGCAACCAGAUCCUGAUCACAGCUGUCGUCGUCAUGAGUCAAUUAAAGCAAGCUAUGGUCGGACUCAUUUCAGUCUUCCAUGAGCAUGCUGGCCAGGACCAACUGCUGAAUAAGGCCGAGCUCAAGGGUCUUCUGCAGAAGGAAUUCGGUGAUGACCUUGGGAGUGCAAAGGAUCCGAAUUCUGUGGAUAAGCUGUUUAACAUGCUGGACCAGGAUGGGAGCGGAUCAGCGGACUUCACUGAGUUUGUCACAAUGGUGGCCUCGAUUACUGCCUUAACCAAUGAAAUGCUGUUCAACGAAAAAAAAUAGAGAGAAAAGUCAUAGCAAUAGGCCUACAGCUCAUCUAUGAGUUUCAUUCUUUCACCAUUCAACAAUUGAUAAAGAAACACAAAAUAAAACCACUUCUCGCACACAUUUUUGUGUUGUAAGCAAAAAAUGGAUCACUAACUGAAAUAAAGAGUUGUGACCAU
Molecule: messenger RNA, 579 nt
Organism: Alosa sapidissima (American shad)
Lineage: Eukaryota; Metazoa; Chordata; Actinopteri; Clupeiformes; Clupeidae
Product: protein S100-A1-like
Exons: 3
Coding region: 20-418 (132 amino acids)
Molecular function (GO): transition metal ion binding; calcium ion binding
Source: RefSeq, a predicted model, not a curated record